CUAGUACUACACAGCAUGCCGCGUGUCCGCCCAAAAUACGAGUUGUGUGUGGGGUUUGAGGAGGAAGAUGUGAGUGAAAACGAGGAUGGGGGAGACGGGGGUGGUGACGAGGGGGAGGAGGGGGAGUUUGACAUCCAGCAGGUGUGGCAGCAAAUGAAGCAGGAGGCGGAGGAUCGGACACGGGCCGAGGAGAAGCAGACGGUCAGGGCAGGUGCGAUCCAGGAGAACAACAAGAAGGCCAAGCAGCGCAGCUCCUUCCUCAACUGGAAGCAGAAGAUCCAGGAAAAUGAGAAGCCAACAAAAGAAGAGUAUGCAAUCGCCAAACACCUGAGAUUCAAUUGUCCAGUCAAAGAUGCCAAGUUCGUUCCCAUGCAGAAUAUGGUCAAAUGUUUCUAUGGAAAUCAAGCCAUAAACACUUUGCUGGAUUCUAAAUGGGCAAAAUCUACCAAGAGUGAUAUCCAAUUCACAGACAGAAAAUCAUGUGUUUAUUUUCUAGAAAGGUUGAUGGUGAAAGGUCUCUUCCAUCGAGCCACAAAAAUUGAACGAAGCAAAAAAGACAAAGACAAGUUAAAGAAGAAAAAGAAAGAUGAAGAAAUAGAAGAUGACAAGGAAAAGAAGAACAAAAAAGACACUAAGAAGAUCAAGGACAAAGAUGCUAAAGAUUCUGAUGCUGAUAAACCAGACACUUCAGAUGAGAAAAAGGUAGAUGAAAAAGAAAAAAAGAAGGAUGAACCAAAGAAAGAAGAAAAGAAGAAGAAAGAAAAGAAACUGAGAUUGAACAUGGCAGAUGAACAGCGGUUUAUUGAUGCAGAAGAGAUAUAUGUGUGGAUUUACGACCCUGUGCCAAUGUCUACAUUUCUUAUAGGGCUCCUUAUGGUGCUUGGUGCUGCUUUACUGUGUGUGUUCCCCCUGUGGCCCGACUGGCUGAGAGUGGCCGUUUACUACGUCAGUUUAGUGGGAGCCAGUUUUGUUGGGUUUAUUCUAUUCUUGGCUGUUGUUCGAGGAUGCCUGUUUUGUGUUCUGUGGUUACUGACUCUGGGCAAAGUGCAUUUAUGGAUUCUCCCUAAUCUAACAGAGGAUGUGGGAUUCUUUGAUUCAUUCAAGCCAUUAUAUACAUACAAAUUCAUUACCAAGGAAGAUAAAGAAAAUGAAAAAAAGAAGAAAGAAGAAAAGCAAAAAAAGAAGAAGAAGCAGGAGCAAGAGGCCAAUGACUCGGAGAGUGAGGUCAACGAUAAAAACGAGGACCAAGGUGAAGGUCAGGAGGAGGAGGGAGGGGAGGAGGAGCAGAACGGGGAUCAGGAGUUUGAAUUGGUUGACAGAGAGGACCUAGAGGAGGAGCAAGAAGAGGAAGAUGAGGAGGAGCAGGGGGAAGAAGGGGAGGAAACUGAAGAAGGGGAGGGAAAUGUGACAGAGGAGGAGGACAAGAAGACAAAGUGAAGACUGAGUGGGGAACUCGCGCAGAGGGGGGGCCUCUGAAAUCAAGGAUUGUCAAAAUGAAAAAUUAGUUGAUAUUAAGACUAGGAGGCAUUUCUGUCAACAGAAAUACAUAUGUAUAAAGAAGAACAAGAAAAUCAUGGAAUGUAUGAUGCAUAGAGUAUUUUUUAAAGUUGAUUUAUGACUAUGAAUUUAUUUUAUUGUUACUGAGUUCAAAAUUAUUUUAUUUGAAAUUAAUGUUUGAUUAUAGGAUACAUUUAUUAUGUUGCAUGUACAUGUAGGUGUCCAUCAAAUUGAAAGAUAAGGUUUCUAGUUUCUUGUUUUUAACUAUUCUUACAUGUAUCUAAAAUAAAUGAAAUCAAUGUUACUGAGAGGAAAUAGCUGGCCUGGUGAGGGUUAUCGACUUUGUGAAGCUUGAAUCUCUACAGAUGUUUUUGUUAUACUGCUUCCAGUGAAGAUAUCCUUUGUUAUAUUACAUGUUGUCAAUAAAGGUGAUUGUCUGGCAAAUUAAAUUAUAUUUCCAG
Molecule: messenger RNA, 1958 nt
Organism: Magallana angulata
Lineage: Eukaryota; Metazoa; Mollusca; Bivalvia; Ostreida; Ostreidae
Product: translocation protein SEC62-like
Exons: 9
Coding region: 16-1437 (473 amino acids)
Biological process (GO): post-translational protein targeting to membrane, translocation
Cellular component (GO): endoplasmic reticulum; endoplasmic reticulum membrane
Source: RefSeq, a predicted model, not a curated record